CCUGGAGCUGCGGCAGAGCUCACGAAAGGAAGACGGGAAGAAAAGGCAGGCAGCUGGGCGGACGAGUUCUCCCUCCUUUGCCAUGUCCCCUCGGUCGCAGGGACUGGACAUGAGGCUGCUCCAGGUGUUCACCUUCAGUUUCUUAGUCCUGUGCGAAACGCAAGUGAGCGCUGAGGAGCCUGAAUUCAGCUAUGGCUGUGCGGAAGGCAGCUGUUACCCUGCCACCGGCGACCUUCUCAUCGGCCGAGCUCGGAAACUCUCAGUGACCUCGACGUGUGGACUGCACAAGCCGGAGCCCUACUGUAUUGUCAGCCACCUGCAGGAGGACAAGAAAUGUUUCAUAUGCAAUUCUCAAGAUCCUUAUCAUGAGACCCUCAAUCCUGACAGCCAUCUCAUUGAAAAUGUGGUCACUACAUUUGCUCCAAACCGCCUUAAGAUUUGGUGGCAAUCCGAAAAUG
Castor canadensis (American beaver) is the source of this 458-nucleotide messenger RNA. The record is from RefSeq and is a predicted model, not a curated record. Lineage: Eukaryota; Metazoa; Chordata; Mammalia; Rodentia; Castoridae.